Selaginella moellendorffii is the source of this 2294-nucleotide messenger RNA. Its product is annotated as acyltransferase-like protein At1g54570, chloroplastic. The record is from RefSeq and is a predicted model, not a curated record. Bases 66 to 2018 code for a protein of 650 amino acids. The transcript has 17 exons. Lineage: Eukaryota; Viridiplantae; Streptophyta; Lycopodiopsida; Selaginellales; Selaginellaceae. Gene Ontology annotation, molecular function: acyltransferase activity. Gene Ontology annotation, cellular component: membrane.
UCUUUGACAAAUUUCAAGGAUCUUGGUAGGGGAACUGUGGAUGCUCAAUCUGGAAGUCUAUUUUAAUGGGAGUGGACAUAGCGUCCAGCGCCGUCCUAUUCCCUUCGCACCUCUACAAACCCAGGUAUGUCUCUUCCUCGAGAAGAAAAAGAAGUGCUUCUUCUGCAAUGAAGAAGAGGGCUCUAGUUUUCAUUGCUAGUGCCAGCACCGAGCUCCAAUCCGCCGCGACCCAGAAUGGCAGCCUCGUCGAUGACCUUGCUGCCGUGCCGAGCUGCCCCACUCCCGAUUUCUCCCGGGGUGUGGGAACUCACGUCACUUUGCUCAACCCGCUAAAGGUGCUGGUGCCACCCAGCGCUCGCGUUCCACACAGAAGAUCUCUCCUCGUUUACGUUCCAGGAAUGGAUUGCACGGGCCAGGGGAUUCGACCGCAGUUGCCAUCUCUCGUCGCUGCCGGCCACGACAUAAGAUGUGUAUACAUCCCGAGCAGCAACAGAUCAGGGUGGUCGUCACUCACGGCCACGCUCGCUCCUCUCUUGAGACACGAGGCCAAAGGUUACGAGCAAGUAAUUCUGGUUGGCGAGUCUUUUGGAGGGCGUUUGGCUUUGCAUUUGGCUAGAGCGGCAGGCGAUGUUGUGUCUCGUCUCGUUUUGGUGAAUCCUUCCACGAACUUGGCACAAAGCAACAAGCUUGCCAGCAUUGUUGGUCACACUGGCAUUCUCGCGCUCUUUCCGGAGCCUCUCUACGAGUUUGCUCAGGACAUUCUCCUGCCUUUGAUGGUGAAGAGAAACCGUGUUUCGUCCACAGACGACGACCUUCUUUCGCCCAUAGACUUCGUUCCUGCCGAGUGUGCUGCGUUUCGUUUAUCCAUGCUUAACGAUCAAGCGGAGCUUUCAGAUGGCGAGCUUCGAUCCAUCCAGAUGCCCACGCUGAUUCUAUCCUCGGCAAAGGAUCGAAUGUUAGCGUCGCUAGCCGAGGGUAUCCGGCUCCAAAGUCUCAUUCCAAACUCCAAGAGGGUCAUUCUUCCAGACAGUGGACAUAUGGCUUUGCUCGAGGAUUGCAUAGACUUGGCUGAGAUCAUGGAUGAUCACGGUUUUCAUCAUCCUAAUGCAUCCCACGAUCAGCCAAAUGACGCUGUUCCAGAUGAGACGAUGGAUCAACUUGGCGAUAUACUCGGUCCAUGGCGUUUCUUGACGUCUCCAUUCAUCUCCGGGGCUGACAACUUGCCUUCUCCUUCUCUCUUGCGUGGAAGACCCGUGCUGUUUGUCGGAAACCACACAAUAUUUGGUGUAUAUGAUUCAGCAGUUCUUGUUCACGAGCUGUUUCUCCGGGGGUUCAAGUGCCGCACUCUCGCUCAUCCUGGUCAUUGGAUGUCUGCAGUGGGAACUUUUUUCGAAAAAUAUGGCUGUGUUAAAGCCAACAAGUUCGAAGCUUACAGAGUCCUCAAGGAAGGGCAGCACGUACUUUUGUUCCCGGGUGGUGCAAGAGAAGUCUGCAAGCGUAAGCAGGGGGAAGAAUACAAACUCUUUUGGAAACCCACUACUGAUUUUGUUCGAAUGGCUAUCCGUCUCAAUGCGAUCAUCGUUCCAUUUGGUGCUUUAGGUGGCGACGAAGCAUUUAAAGUAUUUAUGGACUCAAACGAUAUUUUACAGUCGCCAUUGAGUAACGUUGUUAGGCAAGUGUACACAGCACUUAACCUGGAUAUUGAGAGUGUUCAUCCCAUCAGCACAUUUCCUUUCACAAAUCUUCCCAGUGCAAUUCCUUUCCCUUAUUAUUUAAAGAGAAUCUACUUCCACUUUGCCGAACCUGUGGAUACUUCUCGAGUGGAUUUUGACAUUGGCGAUCGAGAAAAGUGUCGAGAAUUAUAUAUGCUGAUGAAAGAGAGAGUUGAAAAGAGCAUUGAUCUGCUAAAACAAGUGCGCAAGAAUGAUCCAGAGCAAGAGCUGCAAGAAAGGAUGGUAGCCAGACUGAAAAGAGUUUUACCAGCUGCACGAAGGCGUACCUCCUCUUCUUUAGCGUAGUCAGCUUUGUAAGAUGGCAAAUGUCCAAGCUGAAGAUGUACCUUUCCGAGCACUGCCAUUUGGUGAUUCCUGGGCUGAUUGCUUCUCCCUUGGCCAGCAGCAAGAAAAUGGUGAUCGAUCUCAAUGUAUUUACCACACUGCUACCAUGGCCCAGAGAUUUUUUUAUUGAAGUCCUGGAGAUUCAUGGACAAACGAAGACACCUCAGAGGAUCAAAGAGAUCCUGGAGUUUUCGGCAAUUUAACGCGAAGAAAGUAUGGUACUAGUCCUUUUGCUGC